Eutrema salsugineum is the source of this 600-nucleotide messenger RNA. RefSeq names its product reticulon-like protein B15. The transcript is spliced from 5 exons. NCBI's taxonomy places the organism in Eukaryota, Viridiplantae, Streptophyta, Magnoliopsida, Brassicales, Brassicaceae. The record is from RefSeq and is a predicted model, not a curated record. The coding region runs from base 1 to 600 and encodes 199 amino acids.
AUGCCUAAAUCACCACAACAAGAACCAAAAAAGUCUCUUGUGGAUCAAAUACUUGGCGACGGAGCAGUGGCGGAUUUAUGUUUGUGGAAAGACAAGAUAAAAUCAGGCAUAACACUUGCAAUGGCCACACUUUUCUGGUACAUGUCUGAUGUCCAGGAGAUUCCGUUUGUACCCCUUCUCUGUUCAAUCUUGUUACUCCUCAUGCUCCUCCUCUUCCUCUGGGCCAACUUUGGACAACUACUUUUCACUCUGAGACCUCCCACUCCUGCAGAGAUGAAACUAGAAGAUUCACCACUUAAAGCCUUAGUUUCAAAGAUCGAGAGCCUUUUCUUGAUGCUGUACGAGAUUGCAUAUGGGAAAGACAUCAUAACCUUUCUCUUGACCAUCCUUUAUGUGGCCACCAUAGACACCGUUGCGAGCUACUUCAACCUAGUCACAUUUUUGUAUAUAUGCUUCUUCUGUUCGAUGACGAUUCCGGUUUAUUACCUGCGAUUUCAAGAAGACAUUGACAGUUUCUUUGGGAAGCAGAAGAAAAUGGUUGUUGGAGUAUUCAAAUCCUCUGUUCUCGAUAAAAUUCCUAGGGCCGCCAAGAAGGAGUAG